AUGGUCAACUUGUUCAAGCGGCUUCGCAAGCUGCAAACUAUUCUUCAGACAAAGGUCGGCACCGGUGCCGCCAUCUUCCCCAGCGUCGCGUCCGCAACAAAAGAAUUCCCGGCCGUUACCCGACUCCACCUCACAUAUGCUCGCAAGAUCGACAAUGGUCACAUGGGCGCACGGCAUUUCUGGCGUAAUUGCCUUCCACGACUGAAGUACCACAACCCCGGUGUGGGAAUGACAGUAAAACAGACCGAUGACCAGGCCGGUCCCGCAGCAUUGACAAUCUACUUUGCCGCUGAACAGGCCGGUAAAGCCGCCAUUGCUCUGGCCAACGAACGCAAGGUCACCGACUCUCUAGCACCUGCCCCCGAGGCCAGUGAGCAGUCGGUAGUUCUUGAUCUGAGGAACUACACACACAAGCAGAUCUGGGAUCGUGUGCAGCUCAUGACGGACGCGAAGGCGGUCAACCCCACUGGUGAGGAUGUGGCGAUGCAGCAGAAGUUGGACGCCAUUACCAAGAGGUCCGGUCCGGAUCGCGAGCGUGUGAAGUCUAUCCGCCAGGCCAAGGCAGACCAGGAGCGUAUGCUUGCUAUGGCUCGGGGUGAGGUGGAGAAGGUUUAA
Messenger RNA from Penicillium olsonii, 615 nucleotides. Lineage: Eukaryota; Fungi; Ascomycota; Eurotiomycetes; Eurotiales; Aspergillaceae. The record is from the annotation of a GenBank genome assembly.